Staurois parvus is the source of this 363-nucleotide messenger RNA. The record is from the annotation of a GenBank genome assembly. Lineage: Eukaryota; Metazoa; Chordata; Amphibia; Anura; Ranidae.
AUGCAGACUGCUUCUACAAAUAUUUGUGAAAGAAUGGGUCGCUCUCAGGAGCUCAGUGAAUUCAAGCAUGGUACCGUGGUAGUUUGCCACCUGUGCAAUAAGUCCAUCCGUGAAAUUUCCUUGCUACUAAAUAUUCCACGCUCAACUGUUAGUGGUAUUAUAACAAAGUGAAAGCAACUGUGAGCAACAGCAACUCAGCCACAAAGUGAGAGGAGUCAGCGCAUGCUGAAACGCACAGUGCGCAAGUCACCAACUGUCUGCAGAGUCAAUAGCAAAAGACCUCCAAACUUCAUGUGGCUUUCAAAUUAGCACAACAACAGUGCGUAGAGAGCUUCAUGGCUGAGUAGCUGCUUCCAUACCUUA